Nylanderia fulva is the source of this 953-nucleotide messenger RNA. RefSeq names its product HIG1 domain family member 2A, mitochondrial. NCBI's taxonomy places the organism in Eukaryota, Metazoa, Arthropoda, Insecta, Hymenoptera, Formicidae. Gene Ontology annotation, biological process: mitochondrial respirasome assembly. Gene Ontology annotation, cellular component: mitochondrion. The record is from RefSeq and is a predicted model, not a curated record.
UUUGAAUGCAAACUUGCGUCAAUUCCUCGACUACUUCCUGCGCGUUCAUUUUAUUAUUUACGAGUCCACACAUAAAUGCACACGAAAAGUAAUCAAGAAUUAAAUAAAAUACUCCAAACAAUUACGAGCAUUCAUCACAGUCUCUCUCGCGGAAGUAUUUGACGUAUUCCGUACAAGAGCUAUAUAUAUAGGACGAUACUGAAUGACAUCAUAUGAUCGUAUUUACUUUAUUAAAAUCGGAAUGGAAGGAAUCAGCUGGAAGAGAAAGGGAGAGGAUAAAAUUUCAAAGUGGAAUUAAUUUAAUGCAACAAUUAUAUGUUUAACGGGACCCGAAUUCAUGCUCUUCCGCAUGUGGACGUAAAUAAACAUUCGGCUCGCGUGGUAGGUUCUGCCAAAGUGUCUGACACAAGUUUCAUCAAACGACGAAGAUGUCCGGCCCAAAACCAGAGGAGUUAGAUUGGGUGAAAAUACGAGAAGAUUUGGACAGCGAUUUUAUAGGCGAGACGAUAUUGGAAAAAGCGAAACGCAAAACACGAGAGAAUCCACUUGUUCCUAUAGGAGUUCUUGCAACAACAGCAGCACUGACUGUUGGACUUAUCAGCUUUACUAGAGGAAAAACACAGAUGCAACAAUAUAUGAUGCGUGCACGUGUUGGCGCUCAGGCAUUUACCAUCAUUUGUAUAGUUGCUGGAUUUAUUUUGAUACCCAGAUCAAAAUAAGAUAUUAUGUAACAUUAAUUUAUAUGAAUGCGAAUUAAUAUUUGCUAUAGUAUAUAAAAUACUUUUAUGUCACAUUAGAUUACAUUAGAUGCAAUAUGUAUUUGAGUAAAUAUUAUAUUGUUUUUCUUAAAUUAUAUUUGUGUAAAUUAGUACAUACAGUAUGGAUUGAGAAAAAACAUUCACAGUACCAUCUGUAAAUACAAAAAUAUAUUUUUAAUUGCAAUUAUUAAACCA